AUGAAUCCUCAGCAGCCACCGUACGGCCAGCCUCCCCAAGGCGGCUACCCAGGCUACCAGUCUCACUCUCCGCAACCUGGACAGCAGCCUCCCCAAGGUCAAUAUCCCCCCCAAGGACCGCCCGGACAGUACCAGCAGCCGUACGGUCAGCCACCGCAGGGCCAGCCUCCCCAAGGACAGUACGCACCUCCUAGCCAGCCUCCGCCAGGCCAGUAUCCUCAGCAGCCUUACUCGCCUCAUCCCCCGCAGGGCUACCAGGGACAGCCGCCACCAUCCCAGCAGUAUGGACAGCCCUACGGCCAAUACCCCCCUCAGCCCUACGGACAGGCACCACCAGCCCCUGCGUCGCAAGGGUACGACCUCGCGCAGAAGCAGUUCACGCAGCAUGUAGACACGUCACCCGACGUCGAAGCCCUCCGCAAGGCCAUGAAGGGUAUGGGCUGUGACGAGCGUGCUCUGAUCAGAGUCCUCACAGGACCAAAAUAUUCAAAUCCGUGGACCAUGCAGCAGCUGGUGGACGACUACAACAAGCGCUUCAUCCGAGACUUGCUCAAAGACAUAAAGAGCGAGACGCGGGGCACCUUUGAGGACGCUCUCCUGGCGCUCAUCCGGGGUCCCCUUGAGAACGACGUCCGCACGCUGGACGCAGCCAUGGAUCGCGCGGGGACAGACGAAGUCGCCCUCGGGCUGAUGUUCUGCUGGGCCGCACCAACGCUGAUGCCCGCGCCAUCGCGGCGGAAAAUCAAGAGCGAGGUCAACGACACCCUCUUCCGCCUCUACAGCAUGGCUCUGAGCGGCGCCCGGGCCGAGCCAUCCGCGCCCGUCCACCCUGUCGAGAUCGACACCAAGGUCACCGAGCUGCACCAGGCCACCGAGGGCGUCAUAGGCGCCAACGCCAUCUCCGUCGCCCAGAUCCUGGCCACCUCCAACGACGCCCAGAUCCACGCCAUCAGCGAGGCCUACCAGCGCAAGUACCACCGCAACCUGCAGGACGUGAUCGAGAAGGAGUUUCGCGGCGAUACGGAGGAUGCCCUGCUGCACAUGCUGAUCAAGGCACGAGACAGGGCCAAGGCGGAUGCGGACUGGCUCCGGGCGCCACUGCUGCGUAAGCCGGGGGCCAAGGAGAAGCACUUUAUCUAUCGUAUUACUACGUUGUACUGGGACAGGUCACGUCUGGAGGCGGCCAAGGAGGCGUACCAGAGGGAGCACGGGAGGAAAUUGGUCACGGAUGUCAAGGCAUAUCUCGAUGGCGAUUAUGAAUAUCUGGUAGUGGCUCUAAUCGGCGGGAAGAACUAGAACAUGGGGCCUACGUUCCCCUUUAUUGCUUCCCCACACUGACGGAUCAAACUCGUGCCCUACUCUCGCAUCCCUAGCCAUCCU
This is a messenger RNA of Emericellopsis atlantica, 1380 nucleotides long. RefSeq lists its product as uncharacterized. Gene Ontology annotation, cellular component: cytoplasm. NCBI's taxonomy places the organism in Eukaryota, Fungi, Ascomycota, Sordariomycetes, Hypocreales, Bionectriaceae. Gene Ontology annotation, molecular function: calcium-dependent phospholipid binding; calcium ion binding. The transcript has 2 exons. Bases 1 to 1296 code for a protein of 431 amino acids. The record is from RefSeq and is a predicted model, not a curated record.